GUUACACAUUACCGCAUCAUGGGGCCGCCUUCAGCUGCCUGCGGUUUCCAAUUGAGAAGCCUAACUGACUUCUAGGGGGUGAGCCGGUUAGUCACUACCAUUUCCUGCUAAUUUUUCCGGAGAACGCAAGCAUAGAGCAUGGCAUGAACCAAACAAAGAAAUGGGACUCUGACUGAAUUGACCCCUCCCCCUGAUUCAGAGCAACCAGGGAAUAUUGAUUUUGGUGAAAACCAGAAAAUAAUAACAAGGGCAACGCGUUUUGAAGGCGACAGGGUCUGUUUGACUAGUCAAAGGGGCAGGGGGGAUAAUAUUUCAUUAUUCCGCUCUGAAUUUCCGCUUCCAAGUCUGUCUCUUCCAUGAACGAGGGUUGAUACUCUACCUACAGAUCACCCAAAUCAGAAGCAUACUCGAUUUCUAUUGUUGUUUCUUCCGGGAGAAUUGAGAUAGGCGGGAAAGCGAAAGCGAAUGACAAGAUCAUAGCAGACCUAGCAGUGCCGGUUGGCUACCCCCCCGCAACACCAAAGCAUGCACGUCCUAGCAGUGACACAACAACAAUGUGCAUUAUUUGGUGUUGCAGAGCGCGAAGCUAAGAUAGAAGCAGAGUAAGGAGGGGCGAAUGGUGUGGUACACGCUCGAGAUAGGUAUAUUGACGAGCCUCCGUGAAGGGCGAAAGAAAAGAAACAAUUCGGAUUGCGACCAGAAUGGAAUGCACUCACCACUCGCCUAGUCAACAGGCAAUAUGACGGGAAUGGACGCAAUAUAUUGAGUUUUAUGAUGCUUGGAGUCGCGAUGUGGAUCAGUAACUGUACAAGGCGACAAUGACGAUCAUCCGCUAAAUAAGUGAAGAAGCCGAUCGCGAUGGCGGUUACGGAAAAUUUGCAAGGGGCGGAAAGAAAUCAUCUCCCCGUUGGUAUGGUAUGCCGUGGUAUGCCUCACACCUGGCAUGUCUUUGAAGGAUCUGCCAUCAUUUGAAUUCCCAAUAAUUGGAAUAAAACCACCUACUUAGGUAUGUACUCCAACACCAAUGACGCCUAGUGGGGCCGAGUAUCUAUAGAACUGGGAAAUAUACAGAUGCACAAAAGGGGAAGAGAGAGGGAGAGGUAACUACAUAUUGUUUUUGUAUGUGUGUGCAUGUGUAACUAAGGUGGUGGAGAGAGGCUCAAGUUCUCUAGUCCGUAGUCCGUAGUAGUAUAGGAAUAUGAUUUUACUCAAUUCAUCCUGAGCAAGAACUACUGCGCGCGGGAUAUUUAUUUGACGAAGUCUUGGCGCGGCUCCUAGGAAGCCUGGAACAUCAGUCUCCACGUAUUGUGCACGAAGACGAUUUUAUAUUAUUGGGAUCAUAGUAUAUAAAUUCCCCAGAGUUAAUAUCCAUGGAUGUUAGCCGGCCAAAUGCCUAAUACCUAGUGACCGUCCCUCAGCGGAAUCUCGACUGUCUUUCUGGCACCAUCUCUGUAAAAAUGAGCUCAGUCGAGAAAAACUUCCACCACCCCUAUACCCCCUAUGAUAUCCAGAGCCAGUUCAUGCAAGCAUUGUACGACUGUAUUGAGGAAGCCAAAGUUGGUAUUUUUGAGUCGCCCACAGGUACUGGCAAAUCACUCAGCUUAAUAUGUGGCUCCUUAACGUGGCUUCGCGAUCAUAAACGCGCAGUGUUCCUCAAUACAAUUGACCAGGCACCCUCCGAUGGGGAACCGGAAUGGAUGUUAGAACAUUCACGGCGGGAGAAAGCAAGAUCUGCGAGGGAGAAGAGAAAGCAAUUGGAAGACCGUUUGGCUAAAGUCCGCGCAGAGGAAGAACGGCAACGAAAGCAGUUUGAGGACGGCAAGUAUCCCUCCAAAAGACAGAGAUUGACAGCGGAAAACACUCGUUCUGGACAAGAUGAUGAAAGCCAAUUCGAACUGGAGGACUACUAUAGCGACGACGAGGAGCGAGCGGCUGUGGAUACAGCUUCGAGAAGUGACAGCAUUUUCUCCGCUGAUACACUUGCUUUACUCGAGAAGCUGAGCGGGGACCCUGUUAGUAGGAGUGCCGACUGCGAACCGGAUGAUGAAAUUCAGGUAUUCUACUGCUCGAGGACACAUUCCCAGCUAACUCAAUUCGCCCACGAGCUGCGGCGAGUAAAGCUACCUCCAAGUGUUCCUCCCGAAGUGGAUGACCAUGAUGCAACUGCAGAUAGUGCGUCCCACCCAGAUGAUACCUUAGAAGAGAGCAUGAAACAUCUCUCUCUAGGAUCGAGAAAGACACUCUGUAUCAAUCCGAAGGUACGAGCGCUUGGUAACUCAACGGCCAUCAACGAACGCUGCCUAGAGAUACAGCGUCCUGAAACACUAGCGGAGCAGAGAUGCCAAUUUGUCCUCAAUAAGGAGAAUGAAACGCUUGUCAACGAUUUUCGCGACCACACACUGGCAAAGGUGCGGGAUAUCGAGGACAUUGGCAAGAUAGGCUCCAAAAUUGGAGUAUGUCCGUACUAUGCUUCGCGGUCCAUAAUCAAGUAUAGCGAGAUCGUCACAUUACCAUAUCCCCUUCUCCUCCAAAGAUCAGCGAGGGAAGCAUUAAACAUUUCCUUAAAAAACCACGUUGUAAUCAUCGAUGAAGCGCACAAUCUCAUGGACGCUAUUUCCAAUAUACAUUCAAUGUCACUGUCACUAACCCAAGUUCAAUUGGCCAUUUACCAGCUCACCACAUACGCCCGGAAGUAUAAAACCCGCUUGAGUGGGCGCAACAGGGUGUAUGUGACCCAGGUGAUUCGGCUUGUAAAUUCCAUUUCUGACUAUCUGAAGACUGUUCUGGAAAGAAAGCAGCCUACAGAGGGCGUCCUGCAACCGUCUGACAUCAUGACGGGGAAAGGCGUUGAUCAAAUAAACCCACACAAGCUAUCACGGUAUCUGCAUGAAAGCAGACUCGCGAGGAAAGUCGACGGCUUUAUUGAGAAGUCUUCCAUGGAGUCGCAAGCGACGACGGAUAAAAAGGUUACUCAACUUUCAGUCCCUGUUCUAUUUCAGGUGCAAAGUUUCUUAAUCUCAUUGAUGAACCCGUCAUCGGAAGGGAAACUCUUUUACGAAAUUAGCCAAAACGAUGUCCUUUUGAAAUACAUGCUAUUGGACCCCACCAACCACUUCCGGGAAAUCGUGGAGGAUGCAAGAGCGGUGAUUCUUGCAGGAGGUACAAUGUCACCUAUGGAUGAUUACGUAGAACAUUUGUUCCCGUAUUUGAAUGCGGAUCGACUCAAAACAUUUAGCUAUGGCCAUGUUAUACCGCCUGAUAAUCUAACCGCCAUUCCGGUGAGCAAGGGGGCUUUCAAUACCGAGUUUGACUUCACCUAUGGAAAACGAAACGACGAGAACAUGAUAAUUGAUCUUGGCAGGACCAUCGCAGCGCUUUGCCGUGUUAUUCCAGAUGGUGUCGUGGUUUUCUUUCCCAGCUACGACUACUUGAACCAAGUAUUGGUAAUCUGGAAGAAGCAAGCCCCAAAUACCCGAUCUAACAUCAUCGAUUCGAUCGAAAAAUCCAAAGUUGUGUUCCACGAGUCCCAGGACAAAACUACAAAUAUCGACGGACUACUUCAAGAUUAUUCCAGCGCAAUUAAUGGCGGAUCCCGCGGUGGCGCGUUGCUCCUGUCAGUCAUGGGUGGGAAGUUGUCUGAAGGAAUCAAUUUUUCCGAUAAGCUGGGCAGGGGAGUGAUUGUCGUUGGGCUGCCGUUCCCCAACAUUCGAAGCGCGGUAUGGCAAGCAAAAAUCCAGUACGUUGAGCACAAAGCCUAUGAGUCGGCUUCGCCGCUGUCAUCAUCGUUAGAUCAGGAUCGUAAGGGCCAGGGGUUUUCGGAAGAGAGCCGCAAAUUAAAGGCGAAAGCUGCUGGGAGAGUUUUCUACGAGAAUGCUUGCAUGAGGACUGUAAAUCAAUGCAUUGGUCGGGCGAUCAGGCACCAGGGUGAUUACGCAGCGAUCCUGAUGAUGGAUAGACGCUAUGGCAGUCCGCGUAUACAGAGCAAGCUGCCAAAUUGGAUUCGACAGAACCUGGCGGCAGGGACGUCGGAGCAGCCAGUCGAGCGGACAAUCGGGGAUAUUUCUGGAUUUUUUCGAAGGAAGCGAGAAUUGAAUAUAAAAUACGGCUGAGGAAUAGAAAAUGUAGAAGUCAUGAAAUAUAAAGCUUCUUAGUUCAAUCUAUUAGCAUGUGAAUUUGUUUUCAUCUCGACCUUAGGGAGUGCA
This is a messenger RNA of Blastomyces dermatitidis ER-3, 4202 nucleotides long. RefSeq names its product chromosome transmission fidelity protein 1. Gene Ontology annotation, cellular component: nucleus. The record is from RefSeq and is a predicted model, not a curated record. Bases 1458 to 4109 code for a protein of 883 amino acids. The transcript is spliced from 9 exons. Gene Ontology annotation, molecular function: DNA helicase activity; DNA binding; hydrolase activity, acting on acid anhydrides, in phosphorus-containing anhydrides. Gene Ontology annotation, biological process: establishment of sister chromatid cohesion; nucleobase-containing compound metabolic process. Lineage: Eukaryota; Fungi; Ascomycota; Eurotiomycetes; Onygenales; Ajellomycetaceae.